CCUGCUAUGUUAAGUAGCAAUAUAGCCUGACUGAGAGGAGGGGCAUCAUGAUAAAAGUUCUCUCUCUUGCAGUUUGACAAAUGCUCUCUGAAUAGCUGCCACUGUCUAUGGAAUAUUACCAACACCUUGGAUUAAAAGCAGUAUUUGCAAAAUAGAAUUGCAAUUCUAGAAGAUCAAGAUUAAUGGAGAAGAAAAGCACAGCAUGGAAUCUAGACUUCAGUAAAAUAGAUGACAGCAACAUUUCUAAAACAGGCCCAUUCCAUGGAAAGAUGACAAAUGAUACAUGCAUUAUUUUCAUUUGCAACAACCAUCCUAAGCUGGAGUGGUACUGCUAUUUGCUGAUUCUGGUUAGCCUUUUCACUUUGAUAGUGGGAUUUCUAGGCAACAUACUUGCCCUUCGACAUUAUGUGUACUGCGUGAAGACCUGGAAUACUAACAGCAUAUUUCUAGUUAAUUUGGCAUUGUGUGACCUCACUUGGAUUCUUAUGGCACCUUUUUCAGUAUAUCAUAGUCUCCAGAAGUCAGAAAACUAUAUGAAUCAAACAUUUUUUUACAUCAUAAGACUAUUUUUUAGCAUUAAUAUAUAUGGAAGUGUCUACUUCUUAACACUCAUCAGUUUUGAUAGAUACUUAGGUGCUGUCCAUCCUAUCUCUUCAUUAACAUGGUGGAACAAAGGAAAGGCCAUGUUUUGUACUGCUGCUGUAUGGAUCUUCAUAGUUCUUGCAUCAGUGCCAGAGAUCUUCUGCACAAUUGAAGCUGGAAGACAGCACAACACAAGUUCCCAAGAUGACAUUGGAAAAUCCUUACAAUUUGAAGUUCCAUUCAUACUCUCCAAAAUUAUAUUGAGGUUUCUAAUUCCAGUCACAGUCAUCUUUACAUGCUAUAUGUUGACUCUCAAAGCACUACUACAACUCUGUAAACGUCAGCAAAGAAGAAAUAGAAUUAUUAGACCUCUUUUACUGAUUUCAGCUGCUAUGAUUGUAUUUGCUGUGUCUUUCACACCGUAUCACAUUACAAUGAUGGUGAUGAUAAUUUACAAAACCUGUUGUCAACCAUCCUCUGAGAGCAUAAGUAGAUUAAUGGUAGUUUUUCAAAUCACAGAGAUCAUCUGCAGCAUCAACAGUUGCCUUGAUCCAAUCAUUUUUACAGUAGCAAAUAAAACAUUCUAUCAAAAAAUAAAAAAUAUAAAAUGUCAUCCCAAAUGCCAAUGCUGCUGCUGCUGUCUAACACACAGGGCAAGGGACAUCACUGUAUCCCCAAGAACAGUGACUUAAAGAUCAGUUUACAAAGACAAGCAUCUCUUCCUACCCAUUUAGCUUUGUACUGUUGGAACAGUUUAAAAUUUCAUCUCCUGUAUAGUGCACCAAUCCCUUGAGUAGGCAAGAAGAGACAGCAAUGUAGAGUAAA
Messenger RNA from Tympanuchus pallidicinctus (lesser prairie-chicken), 1407 nucleotides. Its product is annotated as P2Y purinoceptor 1-like. Gene Ontology annotation, biological process: G protein-coupled receptor signaling pathway. The record is from RefSeq and is a predicted model, not a curated record. Gene Ontology annotation, cellular component: plasma membrane. The transcript is spliced from 2 exons. Gene Ontology annotation, molecular function: G protein-coupled receptor activity. Bases 183 to 1274 code for a protein of 363 amino acids. NCBI's taxonomy places the organism in Eukaryota, Metazoa, Chordata, Aves, Galliformes, Phasianidae.